This is a messenger RNA of Mytilinidion resinicola, 2262 nucleotides long. RefSeq lists its product as uncharacterized. Lineage: Eukaryota; Fungi; Ascomycota; Dothideomycetes; Mytilinidiales; Mytilinidiaceae. The record is from RefSeq and is a predicted model, not a curated record. The transcript has 5 exons. The coding region runs from base 64 to 1983 and encodes 639 amino acids.
CGUCCACCUCGCGACUACUCCCACACCCAAAGUACUUCGACAGGUGCGAUCCUAACCUUCAUUAUGAGUGACAGCGACCUCUCCUCUGUUUUAUCGUCUCCGCCAUCGUCGGACCACGAGAUGGCUCAGCCCACACCGCCCACCAAGUCCACCAAGAAAUCAUCUUCGAAGAAGAAUGGCACUAUGCUCAGCUUCGUGGAGUCCUCACCACCAAGGAAGAAGCGCGCACCCUCUCCAGUUCACGAAGAGGUCCUGGCAGACAAUCCCGACAUUGCUUUCAUUGUAAUGUUCAGAUCACGAUUCAGCGACAUUUUUCCUACGAAACUACAGAACCUUGGACCACAGGAUAUCGAGCGUGGCGUGGCCGACCCAUUGCCUUCUCCCCAAGUCGAGAGUCUCCUUUGCGCCCUCCUCGGACUCGUCCUAAAUCGCAAGAAAUAUGUAGAGAGAGGCCACUAUGGUCGGGCACUCGAAGAAGCCAUCCAGACUCAGAAGACACAAUGGCCACGCGCUUGGGGCGGGAUCAACCCUCUUCAUGGAGGCCGUACAUUCAACACAAUGUCCCCAGAAGAACGGCUCACGUUAAUCAAGACUCUUAUCCUCUGGAGUUUGCAUGAAUCAGAGGCAGUCAAUGGUACGAUUAAAGAAUCAUACAAGCAAGCUCGACACGAUGGCGACGAGAACCAGCCCCUCUCUGUCCAACCCUGGGGCCGCGACGGAGACAAGCGCCGAUACUGGCUGGUCGAAGGUCGAGACGAUACCGCUUUCAGAGUAUACAGGGAAAGCAACCCGGUUCUGAAGCACAAUACCUGGUGGAGCGUGGCCGGUACUAUCGAUGAGCUCCGCGUUCUCUCGGACAAGCUCAAAGAUGAAGAUGGCACGCAGGCUGCCAGGCGGUUGAGUGAGCGCAUCAUCAACGCCAUACCCCGAUUUGAAGCUACCGAAGAGAAGCGCAAGCGCCGCGAAUACCGAAUGAACCGAAAGGCCCAAUUUAGCCGUCCCGAACCCGGUUUCUCACUCUACGAAGGCAGGACUCGUGGAAAGCGCAUGAGGUACACCUUCUCCGACGAAGAGGAUGAAGACACUUCCGAUGCAGGUUCUGCGCGGCGAUCCACGCGACAGUCAGGACGAGGAACGCCGGCCGCACCCUCUGGCCCUACUGUAACUGCUAGUGGCCGUCAUGUUCGGUCGCGACUUGGAGGAGUAUACGGGGAAUCACUGCUAAGCGGGCAAACUACUACCGAGCGGGCAUCACCAGCGACUGGGGAGUAUGAGCGGUCUGAUGCAUCGGAAGAGUCUCACCCAGCACAUGGUCGAUCCACUCGUGCAGCAGCGAACGCUAAGCCAGCCAAUGGAUGGUCGAAGACGCGUAAGCAUAUUGAGGGAUACAACUCCAUUGACGAAAUCGACGAUGAAGAUGACGCCUCAUCUUCUGGUGGAGAGUGGGACGGCGGAGAUGAGGAAGACGAGGUCGAUCGAAUGGAGGUUGACGAAGAGGACGAAGCCGCCUCAAGUGAGGAAGACAUCGACGAAAAUGCUGAGCCGAACCCAACGGCUAGCCUGAUUGUGAAACUGCGAUACGGCAAAGCAUCCAAGUCGCCGGAAGUGAAGCCGGCUGAGCCUCUCCAGGACUCAAUAACUGUCCAGCCAUGGACAGCCAGCGCUCCUCCCAAAGUAGAUCCAGUUCCGAACGGUAUUGCUGCUCCGAUUCAAGCCACACCGAAGCCAAUUCAGGCUGCUCCACAAGCAGCGCCUUCGGCUGUGGCUAACGGCAUCACGGUUCACCAACCUCACGCCAUACCUCCGCCGCAGCCUGCACAAACCGCGACUGUUCUCCCGCCAUUCUCAGCAGUUCCGGCAGACGCACCUUUGAAACAAUACCCUCAGGUCAUGAACGUCCCCAUUACUUCACACGAACCUCCCCAAGCAUUCCAGACCACCAUUUUACCCCCAAAUCCCACCACUGCUUAUGGCUGGCAGUAAUUGAUCAAACGAUAUGAUGUCAUCUUUCCCGGUGUCCCCUCUUAAAGGCCUUUUUUUAUCAGAACGGCGAAGGUGUCUGUUAGCCAUGUAAACUAAGACUGCUGCCUUACUAGCUGUUGGCUUUGACUUGCUGUCAUAUCUACCCGUGCUUCCGGCAUGACCUCCUCUCUUCAGGAUGUCUGAAACAAAUGCUGUCUGUGUCUAACACUGCCUCUUUCUUUCUUUCUUUCUGUCUUAUCUUGUACUCUAGAAUCUUAUGCGGGCUGGAUUGGAGUGGUG